CACACUUCGAAGUGCAACACUCGUCCCACACUACACCUGAUACGCACGACCAAAGCUUCAUCCUAUAGGAUCGUAACCUCGCUUCUACCAGCAUCCGCGAGAAUAUAUAUAUCAGCAUUCACACACGUUACACACUACGUAAUCGACAUCUACACGCUAUCGCAAUCAUGGAACAGGACCAGUUUGGCGGACGCACCGACGACGAUCUGUUUUCUGACGACAUCGAACCCGUCGACGAGACCGCUACUCUGUCCGCACCGGCGCCAGUUUCCACCAGCCAUGUGCCCGCGCAGCCGGAACCAGCGCCAGCACCCGCCGCGCAACCACCAGCUGCCGCGCCGAAACCAGCGAGGUCGUCACUAGCACAAUCUCGCCACAAUCCCAACAUCCAGCUGAGCAAAUCUUCCCGUCAGGCCGCGAACAACAACAAUGGCAGCCACCGCUCCAAACCCGCCAAAUCUGAAACAAGCGACACGCCAUCUGCGGCAGACCCCUCCUCCCCUCCAACAACUAACCCCAAACCACUCCCGACCGGUCCGCGCGAACCCUCCUCCACGCCCCACACCACCAACAACAACAACAAUACCCCCGCAACCGCCACCACCAACACCAACAACACCGCCUCGGCUGUCUCGGCCGCCCGCCUCAACUCAGGCGCGAACCCGCGCCAGAAACUAACCGACGUCGAGCUCGCAGCGCGCAUGGAAAAGAUGCGGCUGCUCGCCGCCGAAAAGACGCGGCGGUUCGAGGAGGCGCAACGCGACGAGGCGCAGCAUGCCGUCGCUUACGCCAAGGGCAUGGAGGAGGCGCGCAAGCGGCGGGCGGAGGAGGCGGCUCGGCGCAAGAUCGCGGAGGAGGAGAGGAGGAAACUGGAGGAAGAGCGGGCGCGGAACAGGGAGAGGAAGUUGAAGGCUUUGGAGGGCAGGGAGAGGGAGGGGAGGCCUAGCGGACCUGCGCCGGCACUACCUCCCCCAAAGACGGCCGAUUUGAAGGCCGAAGACUUCCCUGCCCUGCCGUCGUCGACCGCUGCGCCAAAGAAGAUUGACACGGCGUGGGUGGCGAAACCAGGUGCUGCUGAGAUUCCCAUCUCCCCGCCGGUGGGCAAGUGGGACGAGGAAGUGGCUGCUAGUCUCGCGGCCAACCAGACCUGAACAUAGGAAAUGUGGUGAAGGGCUGAGUAGUGCAGAGCAGUUGUAAAGGGAAGAUGGAGCGCGAAUAUGGCAGUCGUACAGCAUUGGAGCCGCAGGGAACAUUUGGGGGGGCACCAAGUCUGUAUCGUCUGGCGCCUUAUGUCUGGUAUCAGUGCUUUCGGCCGCGGCCGGCGUGGGAUCCGCUUGCGGUGUGGUAUGCGAUGCAUGGGCUAGGGGACUGUUUGAGUAUGGGAAAUGAAGGGUAGAUUUUGGUAUAACCUUU
This is a messenger RNA of Parathielavia appendiculata, 1413 nucleotides long. RefSeq lists its product as uncharacterized. Lineage: Eukaryota; Fungi; Ascomycota; Sordariomycetes; Sordariales; Chaetomiaceae. The coding region runs from base 168 to 1151 and encodes 327 amino acids. The record is from RefSeq and is a predicted model, not a curated record. The transcript has 2 exons.